AUGGCUGAAUUCACUUCCCCCGAGAGCUGCAGAAUCCGAAGUCUCAAAAACGGAGGAGGAAGAACGCCCAUCACCAUCCCGGCCUCGCCGUUCAUGAAAAAGCUCGGAUGCGGGACGGGAGUCAGCGUCUACCUGAUGGACAGAGUGGGGGACAAAAACGCAUCACCCUGGGCCAUCAAGAAGCUCAACAGCAAAUGUACCGGCAAACAGGCUAAGCUCUACCAGGAACGUCUGAAGGAGGAAGCUAAGGUCCUCAAAGGAAUCGACCAUCCCAAUAUUGUCGGUUUCCGGGCGUUAGCUACGGCCAAAGACGGCUCCAAGUGUCUAGCCAUGGAGUUCGGAGGAGAACGUUCGCUCUACGACCUCAUCGAGACGCGUCAAGAAGAUGGCCUUCAGGCUUUUCCCGCUGCCGAUAUUGAAAAAGUGGCACUUCAUGUCGCUCGUGGACUGCAGUAUCUCCACAAUGAGAAAAAACUAUUACACGGCGACAUGAAGUCUGCCAACGUGGUCGUCAAGGGAGACUUUGACGCCGUCAAGAUAUGUGAUGUGGGCGUGUCCCUCAAGCUGGAUGAAAACAUGACACUGUCGGACCCGGAUGACGAGUACAUAGGCACGGGUCCGUGGAUGCCCAAGGAGGCCCUGGAGGGGGACGUGAUCACAGAUAAGGCAGACAUCUUUGCCUACGGCUUGACACUCUGGGAGAUGAUGAGCCUGGCUAUGCCACAUAUGGGCCACUUUGAGAAUGGCGAUGAAGACGAGUCAAUGCAAGCAAGCUUCGACGAGGAUGCCUACUUGGCCCGACAGGGCACGCGACCACCUCUGGAUGCCAAGGCCCUGGGCGAGUCCUACAGGAAGAUGCUGGAGCUCUUCUACGUGUGCACAGAGGAGGACCCCAAGAAGAGACCCUCGGCCGCGCAGAUCGUGCAAGCGCUGGAGGGCAGAACGAGCGUGGCCUGCGAGGUUUGA
Messenger RNA from Nerophis lumbriciformis (worm pipefish), 966 nucleotides. Lineage: Eukaryota; Metazoa; Chordata; Actinopteri; Syngnathiformes; Syngnathidae. The record is from RefSeq and is a predicted model, not a curated record.